AUGACCUCGGAACCGCACGAGCCUCUUGAUCGCGAGGACCGCGAGGAUGCCCCGUUCCUGGACUCCCCCGAUUCAGGCCGGCCCAGCGAUGCGAAACCCGAAAUUCCCGCCCAGGCGAGCCGGCCUAAUGUCUCUUCGAUCGCAUUUCGUCUCCGGGUGAUUUUGUGUCUGAUGGUCCUCGCGGUGGAAGUUGGGUUUGCCUUCUUGGAAGGUCCCAUGGUUCGCAUUUUGGAAGCCAUUGCUUGUCGUCAGCACUACUUGCAAGCCGAUCCAUCCAAAAUCGCAGGCGAUGGACAGGUGCCGGAGAAGCUGUGCAAGCUUGGGGAGAUACAAGCCGAGUUGGCCGCGGUCAAGGGAUACCAUAUGUUUUUCGAUGGAUUGUUGAGUGCACUUUUGGCAAUUCCAUACGGUUUGCUGGCAGACCGUCGUGGCCGCAAACCGACCCUCGUCUUGUCUCUCCCUGGAUUCGCCCUGAACACGAUCAUCACCGUCACCGUCAUGUGGUUCUCGGAUAUCUUCCCGCUGCGAGCGGUUUGGCUGUCUUCGCUGUCGUGGUUGCUCGGCGGUGGCCCUGUCGUGGCCGCUGCGAUUAUUUGGACCAUGAUGGCGGAUGUGACUACCGAGCCGGAAAGGGCUACCAUCUUUUUCCAAUUCGGUAUUGCGUUCAUGGGCGCUGAUUUUGCCUCGAGCGCAGUCAGCUCAUGGCUAAUGACGAUGAAUCCCUGGGUGCCGUUAACGAUCGGAUAUGGGAUCAUUUUAGGUGGCCUGCUGUUCACUAUCAUGCUACCGGAGACGAAACAUGCCAUGCCCUCUCAACCCCCAGAGUCAUCCCAUGUCGAACUCUCAGACCUGUCCGCGGGCCUGGGCCCCAAACAUCAUUCCGAUGAACUGGGAUCAUACCAUGAAGAGAGCGAUUUCCAUGCGAACCAUGAUCACAGCACGACCGUGGCAUGGAGCCUUUCAGCUGGAUCUUCUCGACCCAUGAGCACCAAAUGGCGUGCCAACUACCGAUUCUACAUCAAGCCGUAUCUGUUCAUUCUGAAUCGCAAACCGGUGCUGCUGCUUCUGAGCGCAUUCUUGGUCUACCGUCUGAGCCGAGGCUCCUCCUGGUUCCUGACCCAAUAUAUCUCCACGCGAUACAACUGGACCUUGGCCGCGGCCAACCUCCUUCAUUCCUGCCGACCUGCGGUCUCGAUCCCGCUGUUCCUGUUCGGUCUUCCUUGGAUUAAGGAGCGAGUCUUGCACCCUCGGCGCACGCCCACCGAAAAAGACCUGUGGCUGGCACGCGGCAGUAUUUUCUGCCUUACUUUGGGAACCCUAGGGAUUGGGUUGUCUCCCAGCAUCGCCGCGUUGAUUCCCAGCAUGGUCCUCCAGACCCUGGGCUCGGGGUUUGUCUUCCUCACGCGCUCGAUCAUCACCACGCUCGUGGAACGGGAUCAAACGGCGCGUCUAUUUACCGUCAUUGAAAUUCUGCAGGCAGUUGGUAAUGUCAUCGCCAGCCUUUCCAUCACGACCGUCUUCCAAUAUGGGCUGCGCCUGGGGGGCGCGUGGAUUGGACUAGCGUGGAUGAUGACCAGCUCAUUGUUUUGCUUAGUCGGUUUAGCGAUUUGGCGUUUCCGUCUCCCUCCCGCAUCUGCUGAACCCGAUUUUGUGGUAGGAGAGUUUGACGAGGACGCAUAG
Penicillium alfredii is the source of this 1680-nucleotide messenger RNA. RefSeq names its product putative MFS transporter. The coding region runs from base 1 to 1680 and encodes 559 amino acids. Gene Ontology annotation, molecular function: transmembrane transporter activity. The transcript is spliced from 3 exons. Gene Ontology annotation, cellular component: membrane. The record is from RefSeq and is a predicted model, not a curated record. Gene Ontology annotation, biological process: transmembrane transport. Lineage: Eukaryota; Fungi; Ascomycota; Eurotiomycetes; Eurotiales; Aspergillaceae.